This is a messenger RNA of Talaromyces amestolkiae, 7452 nucleotides long. RefSeq lists its product as uncharacterized. The record is from RefSeq and is a predicted model, not a curated record. Bases 1 to 7452 code for a protein of 2483 amino acids. Gene Ontology annotation, biological process: fatty acid biosynthetic process; secondary metabolite biosynthetic process. NCBI's taxonomy places the organism in Eukaryota, Fungi, Ascomycota, Eurotiomycetes, Eurotiales, Trichocomaceae. Gene Ontology annotation, molecular function: 3-oxoacyl-[acyl-carrier-protein] synthase activity; fatty acid synthase activity; oxidoreductase activity. The transcript is spliced from 9 exons.
AUGGAUGAUUCCUCCAACGGGGCCGCAAUGAACGGGCAUGCUCAUUUUGAGCCUGAUAACAAUGUCCUUCAUGAGCCCAUUGCGAUAUUAGGUAUGGGCUUAAGAUUGCCUGGUAGGGUACACUCGCCCGAGUCACUGUGGGAGCUACUUGUCAAUAAGAAGGAGACCAGUGGCCCAAUACCGCCAAGUAGAUACAACACUGCCGGUUUUUAUUCGGCCUCCAAGAGACCAGGCACCAUUGUGGUUCAACGUGGACACUUUCUGGAUGAUUCAGAUGGAUUGGACCGUCUUGACACGUCAUUUUUUAGCAUGAGUAAAGCCGAAGUAGAGAAGAUGGACCCCCAACAACGCAUGCUAUUGGAAGUGGUCUGGGAAUGUAUGGAGAAUUCCGGUCAGCGGGACUGGAGAGGUUCCAACACUGGAGUCUUCGUGGGAACUUGGGGAGAUGAUUGGCUAGAUUUAUUGGCGAAAGACCCCCAGCAAACUGGAGGGAUGCUGAAUGUCUCUGGCGCAGGAGACUUUGCAAUAUCCAACCGAGUCUCAUAUGAAUACAACUUGCACGGUCCAAGUAUGACCAUCAAAACUGCCUGUGCGUCUGCCAUGAUCUGUCUCCACGAGGCCUGUCAAUCACUUCGUGAGGGUUCUUGUGACGCAGCCAUUGUUGCUGGGACGAAUCUAAUCAUCACCCCAACUUGCACGAUAGCUCAGACAGAGGCGGGUGUUAUAUCUCCAACUGGCGAAUGCCGUACAUUUGAUGCAUCGGCUAAUGGCUACGCUCGUGGUGAAGCCAUCAAUGCCAUUCUAAUCAAGAAGCUCGGUGACGCCAUACGCGACCAGGACCCGAUCCGGGCAGUCAUUCGAGGCACAGCCGUCAACUGCGAUGGGCGAAGCGCAGGCAUCAGUGCACCGAACCCCUUGGCUCAUGAAAGACUGAUCAGACGAGCCUACAAGGUUGCAGGACUAACGAAUAAUGCUGCCGACACGCCAUUUGUGGAGGUCCAUGGCACGGGAACUCCUAGUGGUGACCCCCUCGAACUGCAGGCGAUUGCUGGCAUAUUUGGAGGCGAUCAGGAAACGUAUAUAGGGAGUGUGAAAGCCAAUGUUGGUCAUGGAGAGGGAGCGUCAGGUAUCACUAGCGUAAUCAAAGCUGUGAUGAUCCUCGAACAAGGAAUCAUUCCGCCUCAGGUAAAUUUCUUUACGCCUAACCCUAAGAUUCCAUUUGAUGAAGCGCAUCUAGUCGUGCCAUUAGAGCCAACAAAAUGGCCGGCUGGCCGGCCGGAGCGCAUCAGUGUCAAUUCCUUUGGUAUCACUGGCGCAAAUGCCCAUGUCAUUAUUGAGUCCGCCGCGUCUCAUGGCAUUCAGGCUCGUCUGAACGAUUCAAUAGAGGACAGUACUGUGCCUACUCCCCCUCCCCCCAGAUUAUUGCUAUUUUCUGCAAAUACCCCGGAGUCGCUUCAGAGGAGAGCAUCAGAGCUGCAAGACUAUGCCGCGGCCCAUCCGGAGCGGAAUAAGAAUCUCUCGUAUACGCUUGGGUGUCGACGCACACAUCUCGUUUCCCGUGCAUUCUGCAUCACUGGAACCAAAAAAAUCUAUUCCAUGUCCGAGAAGCUCAAAGAGGUCCCUAAACUCAAUUUUGUUUUCACUGGUCAAGGGGCACAAUGGCCUACAAUGGGGAAAGAUCUCGUGAAGAAUUAUCCAGAAUUCAAGGAUGACCUUUCUCAUCUUGGCAAGGUUCUCGCUCGAUUACCUCAUCCACCAUCGUGGGAUUUGAUUACUGAAAUGCUCAAACCGGAAAAUGAGAGUCGCCUGAACGAAGCAGAGUUUGCUCAGCCAUUAUGCACCGCAAUACAAGUAGCCUUGGUCAAUUUUUUGGCGAAAAUAGGUAUCUUGCCAGCAGCUGUUGUUGGCCACUCCAGUGGGGAGAUAGCCGCUGCGUACGCUUCGGGUGCCAUUACAGCGGAUGAAGCCGUUACCAUUGCAUAUUAUCGAGGUCGCUGUGCACUCCGCUCCACACGUACUGGAGCUAUGGCUGCUGUCGGUAUGGGUCGAGCGGAGGCUACUCUUUACCUUGAAGACGGCGUGUCGAUUGCAUGCGAUAAUAGCCCAAACAGUGUCACCUUAUCGGGGGAUAGAGAAGCUCUAGAUACUGUUAUUGAGCAGAUGAAAGUUGAUGACCAGGAUGUCUUCGUCCGUUUACUGAAAACGGAUGGCAUGGCAUACCAUUCUCAUCACAUGCUCAAGUUGGGGUCCGAAUACGAACAACACCUACGGCCUUUAUUGAAUACCCAGACUCCAGCCAUCCCAUUCUUCUCAAGUGUGACAGGCGUGUCCACACCAGCGACAGUAUUUGGAGCCGAGUAUUGGAGACAAAAUCUGGAGUCGCCGGUCAAGUUCUUCCCUGCGGUCAAAGCGUUGAUCAGAUCACAGCAGGCAACAGAUCAUGUCUUUUUGGAAAUCGGGCCUCAUUCUGCUUUGUCAGGACCACUAAGGCAGAUUUUUCAGAAUACAGCAUCAAAAGGACGACUUAGCUAUUUGCCCACCCUCAUUCGGGGCAAGAACUCCGUGGAAAGCAUCUUGGAGACAUGCGGUCAAUUGUACUUGCAAACAGUAGAUAUUGACAUGAAACAAUUAAACCCUGGGGCAGAGGUUUUGACAGAUCUCCCAGUCUAUCCAUGGCAGCAUGAUGUCUCUCACUGGGUUGAAAAUCGAGCUUUGAAGGAAUGGAGAACCCGAAGCUUCGCGCCUCAUGAACUUCUCGGGUCGCGAAUUCUUGAAGGCAAUGACUUCGAGCCCACUUGGCGUAAUAUGCUUAACCUGAAGAACACACUCUGGCUUCAAGAUCAUAAAGUUUUCAGUGAUGUCGUAUUCCCUUGCGCUGGAUAUAUUUCCAUGGUGGGUGAGGCGAUUCGACAGCUAACAAUGGCCGACGACUUCAGCAUCCGCUAUCUUAACAUCAAAACUGCAAUGAUCUUAAAUGAUGACAAAACGGUAGAGGUGAUUACAACUUUUAAGAAAUUGAAAUUAUCAACCGCUAGUAGCUCGGAAUGGUACGAAUUUUCUAUAUAUUCGCAUAAUGGAAAUACUUGGACAAAGCAUUGCGAUGGACAGGCAAAAGGAGGUAAAAACAAUGAAAUGGCAAAGCCUCAAGUCCCUGAAAAUCCUGCCCAGCUUCCCCGUGAGAUUAACUUCCCCUAUGCCAUUUUUACCCGGAUUGGUCUGCAUUAUGGGCCAAACUUUCAGGCCCUACGGAGCGUGUCCGCAAUGCCAGGCAAGAAAGAAUCUGUCGCAUUACUAGACCCGCCACCAACGACAAGCUCGGCUUAUUCCCUCCACCCGACAACUAUUGAUCAAUGUCUUCAGCUUCUCGGGUUAGCUUCUGUAGAUGGUCGGCCCUAUUUAUUUCAAAACGCUCUUCUUCCCACUGCAGUCGAGCAGUUAUAUAUCCAGCCAGCUUCGAAAGAGCAUGCUCCAAUGCAGGCAAUGGCCAAGGCUGUUACCCUUCCUCGUAACACCGGAAACGUUCAAGGCAAUAUCACUAUAUCUAAGAAUGAUGAGGUCCUCCUCUCUAUCCAGGGAUGUAAAUUGUCUAUUUUUGAGCAGCAGGAGCAGGAUCAAAACAGUGAUGCCCGAAUCGCCGCCGCGCGAUUAAAUUGGAGACCAGAUUUGGAUUUCAUCCCUAUUGAUAGCUUGAUGACUGCUCGUGUGAAAGAUACCGAGAAACUUCGGCGCAUAGAGAUUUACUCUUUUCUUUGUAUGCUCGAGAUUCAAGAGCGAAUUCGGAGCUGUCCUUCCAAUGCGGUUCAUUUUGAGAAAUUCCGGUGCUGGAUCGAUCAGAUCAUCGAAGAAGGACACCUGGGAAAUAACGGAAUUGUUACUAACAGCAAUGAUCUUGUGAAACUUUCAGGAAACGAUCGGCUGGCGAUGAUUUCUUUGAUACGAGAACAACUCAAGGAUACCGAAUUCGAGCCCGCUGCUGAGCUUGUCACUCGUCUGCUAAAUAAUUGUGUUGGAGUGUUCAACGGAGAAACAGAAAUCCUCGACGUUUACCUGCGGGAUAACGGAUUAACGAAUUUAUAUGAUAUGAAUGGCGAUAGGAUUGAUUCUACGGAAUUUUUCGUCACCGCUGGCCAUACAAACCCUCGUAUGCGUGUCUUGGAAAUCGGGGCGGGGACUGGAGGUACCACUCUGAUAGCUUUGCAAGCACUAACCUCCCUCAAUGGAGAGCCUAUGUACGCCAACUAUACGUUCACCGAUAUCUCUUCCGGAUUUUUCUCGGCUGCCAAGGAGAGAUUCUUCGACUAUCCUGGGCUUGAGUUUAAGACUUUGGAUAUCAGUAAGGAUCCAUUGGAGCAAGGAUUCGAGCUAGAGACGUAUGACUUGAUUAUCGCCUCCAAUGUGAUUCAUGCCACGGAAACUCUGAGAACCACGCUGAGAAAUGUCCGCAAUUUGCUGAAUUCCCGUGGGAGAUUCUUCCUUCAAGAGCACACACCUUCCGUGGCGAAGAUGGUCAAUUUCAUCAUGGGGCCUUUGCCGGGUUGGUGGCUUGGAGAGGCGGACCAGCGUCCAACAGAGCCGAUAAUAUCUCCUGGGAGGUGGGAUCUGGAACUACGUAGCGCUGGAUUCUCCGGCAUUGAAUGUUUAGUACAUGACGAUCCUGACCGUAUUCAUCAUAUUGGGGUUAACAUGAUCGCCACACCUGUCCGGACCACUACCAAUUUCAGGAGUGCUACUCUGUUGCUCCGUGAAAGUCAACUUGAUUCUGAAUCAGUUAAACAUGUCAAAGAGUCACUGAGCCAGAAAGGCUAUCAUAUUGACACGUGCUUCUUGGGUAUCCAACAACCGAUUGUUUUUCAAGACAUUAUUUCACUUCUUGAGGUAGAUUCACCAUUCAUUAGCGGGUUUUCUUCCGAUGAAUUUGAGUCUCUUCGGAGGUUGAUUGGGAAUCUUGGUUCUUCUCGAUUGCUUUGGGUAAUGGGAUCUGCUCAAAUCGGAGUACAGAAUCCAGAUUACGGCUUGACUCUGGGCUUCAUGCGAAGCAUCCGAGCAGAGCUAGCUCCUGUCAUGGCCACGUUGGAAGUUGAUCAUUUAGAGCACGGAGAUGCUGAAAUAAUCGUGAAGGUCUUUGAGAAAUUCCAGGAUACAGCUUCGUCGGUGAACCCUGAGCAGGAGUACGCUUUGAAAAAUGGCAUUGUUUAUGUUGGUAGGUAUCAUUGGACACAGGUUUCGAAGGAGCUUGCGGAAUCCGAUGAUAAAUCUCAAAAACCAUUGAGACUAGAUGUGAGACGAGUUCGAGGCUUGAAGGAGAUUGUCUGGACUCCAUAUUCACCCAGACCCCUAAGUGAAAAGGAUGUUCUUAUCAUCCCUGCCUGUUCAGGCGUCUCGCUUGAGCCAGGCUCGGGAGAAGGUAACUCUUUACUUGGACUGGAGGGCUCUGGUACGGUGGCAGCCGUUGGGACCCAAGUACGGACGCUCCAGGUUGGAGAUCGGGUGAUGGGCCUCGGGCAAAGCUUCCUUUCCAGUAGAGUUACUGUUUCAGCAGUUCAGGUGACGAAAAUACCUGACUCUUUAACAUUUGAAGACGCAGCGACUAUGCCCCUGUCAUUCUGCACAGCUAUCUAUACAAUCAGGAAGGUCGCAAAUCUCCAAAAAGGACAAAGUAUUCUGAUUCACUCUGCUUGCGGUAGCAUUGGUCUAGCCGCUAUUCAGCUGUCACAGAUUGCUAGUGCUGAGAUAUUCUGCACCGUGGACAACGAUGAAUCUGCAGAAUAUCUAAUAAAUUCAUUUGAUAUCCCUCGCCAUCACAUACUAUACUCUGGAAAUACAUCUUUCUUGCCAGAGUUGAUGAGCAUGACGGCAAACUUAGGCGUGGACGUCGUUCUCAACUCACUAUCGGGCGACUUGCUUCACGCGUCAUGGAAAUGUGUUGCACCCCGAGGAAAGAUGAUUGAACUAGGGAAGCAUAACUUCGUCGGUCGCGCUCAAUUAGAUAUCGACCUAUUCGCUGGGAAUAGAAGCUUUAUCGGUGUCGAUACCAUGGCUCUCCAAGACUUAUAUGAAGGGCUCCUUAGUGAAACAAUUGGGCUCUACGCCGACGGACAUAUACAGCCUAUCAAACCCAAUUCUGUCUUUGACAGUGAUGAGAUUGAAAAGAUCUCUACCGUUAUACACCACGGUGUGACAGAAGAAAAGCUCCUUGUCAAAAUCCUGCCGACAGUUGAAGCUCUCUCUGUGUUCCCAAUGCAACCCGAAUUGAUGCUUAGAGAAGACAGGACAUAUCUCCUUGUCGGGGGUCUCGGAGGAUUAGGACAGUCCAUCUCGACUUACCUCGUCGAACAUGGUGCCCGCCACCUUCUCUACUUAUCUCGAAGAGCCGGGGAGUCCGAAAAACAUCAACGAUUCUUCCGUGAACUUGAAGUCCAGGGAUGCUCUGUUCACGUCGCAAAAGCCGAUGUCACUAACUUGGAACACGUCAAAGCAGCUGUGCAAGAAAUAAAUCUGCCCAUUGCCGGUGUUUUUCAGAUGGCGAUGGUACUAAAUGAUAGUCCAUUUAUGAGCAUGACACAUGAUGAGUGGAGCACCGCCAUCAAGCCGAAGGUCAAUGGUACUUGUAACCUUCACGAAGCCCUACGACACACGAAACUCGAUUUCUUCGUCAUCCUCGGAUCUGUAUCCGGUACGUUUGGCUUGGCUCAUCAGGCAAAUUAUUCGGCAGCAAACACCUUCCAGGAUGCCUUUGUCCAGUAUCGUCAUGCCCAAGGACUUCCUGCCUCUGUCUUGAACAUCGGCGCAAUGGCAGACGUCGGAUACGUGAGCGAGAACCGAGGAGUCGAGGACUACCUCCGCGGGGCUGGUAUGCCAUUCAUGUCUGAAGCAGACUUCUUCGAAUGCCUCCAUUUGUCUAUUUGCCAACAAUUUCCUGUUGAAGCGGGUUUUGAAGCCACUCGAGGUGGUCCAGGAAUUUACAAUAGGAGCCAGCUAACACUAGGCAUUCGUUCCACCAAGCCAAUGGACGACCCUAGCAACCGCGUACUUUGGAAGCAUGAUCGACGUGCAGACAUUUACCGGAAUAUUGAAGCUGCCCGCUUCGAAGACGGUACAGACAGAGGGGAUGGAGGCAAUGAAGACAAAAUAGCCGCUUUUAUAGCUCAGAUCCAAUCCAACACCUCCGUGUUGGAUCAACCAGAGGCCGUGGUCUUCCUCACAUAUGAGAUCGGUGUCAAUAUCUGCAAUCUCAUGCUACAACCGCUAGAGGAGCUUGACGUGACCAAGGCGCUAGUAACUCUUGGAGUAGAUUCCCUCGUGAUCGUCGAAAUCCGGAACUGGUUGCGCCAGAGACUACAGGUCGAAGCGAGUACUCUGGAAAUAUUGAACGGAGGCACGAUUGAGACUUUGGGACGGCUUGCUGUUGAACGGCUGAAGGAGAAAUAUCAGGGAAACCCAAAGACAGAAUAG